AACUCAAUCAACUAUUAAUAGAAAUAGUGAAAGAACAUUAUGCGAUAGGUGUCAACAUAAUCAAGUUAUAAUUUAUGAAUUAUUAAGUCAAUACAUUCCAGAUGAAAGUGAUCCUACUUAUAAAUAUCGAUAUGAUAAUGUGGAUCAAUAUAAAGCAGAUUUACAUAGACGAUAUAAAUUAUGUGAUGAUUGUCAAGCAAAAAUAAACCAAUUAGUAGAAGAACAGAAGGCAACACUUAGGAAAAUAAAAAUAAAUGAGACGUUGACAAAGAGUAUAACGACGAAAACACCAAAACAAAAAAAUAAACAGCUGUUUUAUUUUAUGGGCGCUUGUUGGAUUUUGAUACACAUCAUGACCUCAGUCUUUAUUAUUUAUGCUAUUAAAUAUCCUUAUGAUGGGAAAAUGAUAUUUGAUUAUAAUAUCAUGACAAAUUUAUUGAAGGAAAAUAGACACGCUAUAAAGGAUUUAAAGAAAAUUCAGGCUAUUGUUCAAGAAUGGCUUAGUUCAAUUUUUCCUAAUUUGCUUCACUUUUCAAAAAUUAUGUAUUACUGCUUAAUGUCUAAUGAUACAGAGAUUUGUAAUUGGAAUAAGUAUAACUGGCUUAUAAUUGCAAUCUUAUCCAACUUUACAUCAUGGUUCUUUCAUGUAUGGCAUCAUAAAUUAUACUCGGCCUUUCAUGAUACUAGUCGAAUUAAAAACUGGAAUCUAUUCAAGACUAUACAGUUUUGGCUAUUUAUUAUACGUUUUGCAAUGAUUAUGAUGAUUGCAUACAAUAUGAAUAAUAUUGGAUUAAAAAUCUCAUUAGGUGUUUACUUAUCAAUGCUUAUUGGUUCAUAUGUUAUCGUAAGAUACGAUAAAGGUAAAUGGCCAUUUGUGCCCGUCGGUACCUCACAUUCUGCUUUUGAUUUGGACACGGAUAUUCCAAAAAGUAGUAAGACAUCGAAGCGUCAAUCAUCGCCACCACCACCACCAGUAGAUUUUAAUUUAGAAGAGGAUGGUAUGUCCAUUGUCAGUGAGAAUAUAACAAGAAAACAAAGCCAGGCAGAUCCUUUACAGAGUAUUGUAGAAGGAGUUGGAAGAAUUAUUGUAUAAAAGAAAGAGAGAGAAAGAGAGAACGAGAACGAGAAAGAGAGAUUUGUAAAUGUAAUAGAUAAACUGUAGCAGAACAAAUACCAU
Molecule: messenger RNA, 1177 nt
Organism: Cokeromyces recurvatus
Lineage: Eukaryota; Fungi; Mucoromycota; Mucoromycetes; Mucorales; Mucoraceae
Exons: 5
Coding region: 323-1093 (256 amino acids)
Source: RefSeq, a predicted model, not a curated record